AUACAGACUCACCAAUCCCUAAAGAGCUUUUACUAUCAGAGGCUAUUCUAUUGAUUCGUGAAGAAGGAUCGCGUCAAGAAAAACCACUAGAAGGCUCAGAGUAUCUUUUUUCACUAAAUACGGAUUUUGAAGGUUGGAUCAAAGAUUUUGAAACUGCAACGGCAUCAAAAUAUAUAAAAUGUCAGAAAAAUCAAUCAGUAAAUGGAACUUGUACUUACUAUAGAUGUCACUGUGGAGAAACAUAUGAAAGUGUAGCUGGAAAUAAUCUAAGUGAUAAAAAAUCAAGAAAAAUUCAAAAACAAUCUAUAAAAUGCGGCUGCAAAUUACAACUAAUUGUUACUAAAACCAGCAGUCCUGGUAUGCAGCAAAUGAUUAUAAAAUACAUACCACAUUCAGGGCAUAUUUCUGGUUCUACCAAGGAUAUAAAAACGUUAAGAAUCUCUCAAGAAGUUUGGGAAUGGAUUGCUAAUAGUAUUCGUGCUGG
Molecule: messenger RNA, 484 nt
Organism: Racocetra fulgida
Lineage: Eukaryota; Fungi; Glomeromycota; Glomeromycetes; Diversisporales; Gigasporaceae
Source: the annotation of a GenBank genome assembly